GCUUCCAACUUCGAUCAGCCAUCUCCGUCCCACCUUGUCCCGCCAUGGAGGUACUGCCAUUUAGGAGCUUGGCGCCUGUGAACGAGGCUCAUACUGAGUUGGUCAGGGUCAAGGAGGUGAAGCGAGAGGAGCAGUUGAGACUCAUGUCCAAGAGAGCCUUCCAAGCUCAGCAGGCCUCAGCGGCGGAGUUCCGUCGCAGCAUGUCCGAAGGCUUACUGAAGCGUGCAGGGCAGCAGGCGACUGAGGUGAAGUUCCAAAACCCCAACACCUGGCGCUAUGCCAAACCCCAACGUCAGUUGAAACACCAGGUGCUGCAGGGCGAUGGCAGACCCAAGAUCUUGUCCCGGGUCUUCCUCAAUGGGGAAUGGACCUAUUGCGCUUGAGAGGCCCCAUGUAGCGCUCGAAACUGGGGCACCAAAAGCAGCAACACUUGGAAUAUUCGGAAUCCUUU
Molecule: messenger RNA, 451 nt
Organism: Cladocopium goreaui
Lineage: Eukaryota; Dinophyceae; Suessiales; Symbiodiniaceae
Source: the annotation of a GenBank genome assembly